Molecule: messenger RNA, 1482 nt
Organism: Hibiscus syriacus
Lineage: Eukaryota; Viridiplantae; Streptophyta; Magnoliopsida; Malvales; Malvaceae
Product: serine carboxypeptidase-like 26
Exons: 11
Coding region: 1-1482 (493 amino acids)
Biological process (GO): proteolysis
Cellular component (GO): vacuole
Molecular function (GO): serine-type carboxypeptidase activity
Source: RefSeq, a predicted model, not a curated record
AUGAGAUGGCAUAAUGUUGUGCCUGUUCUUAAGCUACUUGAAGAAUCUUCCUCACUUUGGAUUAUCCCUACUCCGUUUUUAAAGCAUCAUUUAUCAUUUCAAAUAGGUUCGAAAGCAUCACCCAAAGGAGUUUUGAUUUCUGAUAUUUCGUUCAUAUGUUUCUUUGUUGUUCCUGGCAUCAGUGUAGCAAGUUCAGUCCUGGAAUCCGAUGGAGUAAUCAAUCUACCGAACCAGACCCAGACACCGUGGAUUUCACAGUUUGCAGGAUAUAUCACAGUAAAUGAAGAGCAUGGAAGGGCACUUUUUUACUGGUUUUUUGAAGCUCAAUCCGAACCAUCUCAGAAACCUCUCCUGCUAUGGCUUAAUGGAGGACCUGGUUGUUCUUCAAUAGCCUAUGGUGCAGCCUCGGAGUUGGGUCCACUAAGAGUUGGUAAAAAUGGUGUUGACCUUGAGUUCAACCAGUUUGCCUGGAACCAAGAGGCCAAUUUGCUGUUUGUAGAAUCUCCGAUUGGAGUUGGAUUCUCGUACACCAAUACAUCUUCGGAUCUCACAAAACUGGAUGAUGCCUUUGUUGCUGAGGAUGCGUAUAAUUUCUUGGUGAAGUGGCUUCAACGAUAUCCGCAGUUCAAAUCUCGUGAUUUCUUCAUCUCAGGAGAGAGUUACGCAGGCCAUUAUGUGCCUCAGCUAGCAGAGCUUGUGUAUGAUAGGAACAAUGACAGAAGUCGAUACCCAUUCAUCAACCUCAAAGGCUUUAUGGUAGAAAAUCCAGUGACCGAUGACAACUACGACUACACUGGUAUUAUGGACUAUGCUUGGAGCCACUCGGUAAUACCAGAUGACCUCUACCGUAAAAGCAAACAAGUGUGUGAUUUCAAGGCUUUAAUUUUGUCCACUGAGUGCAAUGAUGUCGUUAACCAAGUCUUUGACAAAUACUCCGAGAUUGAUAUUUAUAAUAUAUAUGCCCCUAAAUGCCUUUUUAACACUACGUCAUCAUCAACCGCUAAUAAGAAAACAAAUCAUGGGUUAAAGAGAGUGAGGAUCCUUGCAGGAGGUCAUGAUCCAUGUUAUUCUGAAUAUGCAGAAAUGUAUUUCAACAGGCCAGAUGUUCAAAAAUCUAUUCAUGCAGACGCCAGAGGAGUAAAAUGGGAGAGCUGCAAAGAUUCUAUCUUGAAUACAUAUAAUUUUUCUGUCUUUUCUGUACUGCCCACCUACAAGAAGCUCAUCAAAGCAAAUCUGAAGAUAUGGAUGUAUAGUGGGGAUAUGGAUGGAAGAAUACCAGUGAUAAGUUCCAGAUACUGCGUUGAAGCUCUUGGGCUGCCGCUCAAAUCACCGUGGCGUUCUUGGUUCCAUGACCAGCAGGUCGGAGGGAGGAUGGUAGUAUGCGAGGGGUUGACACUGGUGACGGUGAGAGGGGCUGGUCACUUGGUGCCUCGAAACAAACCCAGCCAGGCUCUCGCCUCAUCCAUUCUUUCUUGCUGGUGA